Fragaria vesca subsp. vesca is the source of this 949-nucleotide messenger RNA. RefSeq names its product short-chain dehydrogenase reductase 3b-like. Gene Ontology annotation, molecular function: oxidoreductase activity. The coding region runs from base 12 to 800 and encodes 262 amino acids. NCBI's taxonomy places the organism in Eukaryota, Viridiplantae, Streptophyta, Magnoliopsida, Rosales, Rosaceae. The record is from RefSeq and is a predicted model, not a curated record. The transcript has a single exon.
AUAAACGGAAAAUGGCAAACCUCACGCUCACGAAGAAGCUUCAAGACAAGGUGGCAAUAGUCACCGGUGGCGCUAGUGGCAUCGGUGAAGCCACUGCACGCCUCUUUGCUUUGCAUGGUGCGCGCGCAGUAGUGAUUGCGGACGUCCAGGACGAGAAGGGCCAGGACGUCGCGGCUUCCAUCGGCGCUCAAUGCAGCUACAUCCGCUGCGACGUGAGCGACGAGGACCAGGUCAAGAGCCUGGUCAAGUCAACAGUCCUGACGCACGGCUGCCUGGACAUCAUGUUCAGCAACGCCGGAAUACUCAGCAAAACCAAGCAGGAGGUUCUGGACCUUGACUUGUCCGACUACGACAGGCUGAUGGCGGUCAACGUACGAGGGACGGCAGCGUGUGUGAAGCACGCGGCCAAGGCCAUGGUGGAAGGCGGAGUGAGGGGGAGCGUGAUAUGCACGGCAAGCGUCGGGGCGACUAACGGGACGGAAAUCUUCACCGACUACACGAUGUCAAAGCACGCCAUUUUGGGGCUGGUGAGGUGCGCGAGUAUACAGCUCGGGACGCACGGGAUACGCGUGAACUGCGUAUCUCCGGGGCCGACGAUGACGCCGAUCAUGAACACCUCUAAUUUUCAGUUUCAGAGUCAGGAAGAGGUAGAUAAGCUGAAGUCGACGCUAGGGUUGAAGGGAGGCAAAGAGUUGAUGAUUCCGGAGCAUGUGGCCAGCGCCGUCGUCUACUUAGCUUCCGAGGAAUCUCAGUUCGUGAGUGGCCAUAAUUUGGUCCUCGACGGUGGAUUCAAAACAUAAGAUAGAUCGCCACAAGUGUUCAUGAUCGAUCAGUUUCAGCAUGCAUGCACGUUCGAAAAUAAAGCUUUUUUUUUUUUAUAACUUUUUCAUUAUAAACUCACACGUCCUAUAUACUUCGAAAAUAAAGCUGGAUUGGAUUGAUUAUUACU